AUGUCAGACAUCAAAGAACCCGAAAUUGACGUGGAAGACAAUGGAUCCGACAGCGAAUACACCAAGGAGCAAAGAAUUGAGGCUGCCAGAAAGAAAUUCGAGGAAUUGAAGAAGAAAAAGAACAAGAAGAAGAAGAGCAAGAAGAAGACCAGUGAGGGAGAUGAUACGGAAGAGGGGGCAAGCAAGGAUGCCACGCCAGCCACUGAAGAUGUUACCGAUGACACUACUGAAGUAGAUGUAGAAAAGGAAAUCAAGCCUGAGACCAACGGUGAGAAUGAGAGUACGCUGAAGGAGGACAAGGAAGAAGCAAAGGAAGAAGCAAAGGAGGAAGCAAAGGAAGAAGCCAAAGAGGAGUCCAAGGAGGAAGUCAAGGAAGAAAAUAAUAGCCAAUCGAACACGGCCUUACUUGCAGAACUUGAAACCCUCAAAGCUACUGUCGAGCAACAGACUAAUACUAUCAAGAAGUUGAGAGAUGAGAAUACAGACUUGAAAUUGUCUAGAAUGGAUUUGAACGACACGAUAGCCGAGCUACAGGAGCAAGUAAAACAAUUAAAAUCAGGCGCUAGUAGUUCGUUGCCUGGGUCAUUUUCUAGCCCCAUUCCUGAGCCUCCAAAGGUAGCAACAGCAGCUAAGCCCAUCUUCACCAACAAUGAUUAUGCCUCUGCAUCCAAACAGGACCUCAGCAUUCAACAAGUUGAUGAUUUCAGAGAGAGAUUAUUGGCAUGGAAGGGAUGGCAAGUGGACAUGUCCCAAUGGAGGGGCGCCGGCCACGGUCAAAAACUAGUUAUUUAG
Suhomyces tanzawaensis NRRL Y-17324 is the source of this 792-nucleotide messenger RNA. RefSeq lists its product as uncharacterized. The coding region runs from base 1 to 792 and encodes 263 amino acids. NCBI's taxonomy places the organism in Eukaryota, Fungi, Ascomycota, Pichiomycetes, Serinales, Debaryomycetaceae. The transcript has 2 exons. The record is from RefSeq and is a predicted model, not a curated record.